CAUUAAAAAAUAUAAUUUUUCAAAAAGCAGCAAAAUAUGGAUUUAUACCCAGUUUUAAUUAUUUAAUUCGUAAACAGUUUUAUGUACAUACGUUAAAACAUGUAUUCUGUAAUUAUGUUUGUUGUAUUAUGCUGUUGUUUGGAUCUGGACGUAUGUAUGUAUCCCAAGCCUUUGUUAGAUGAUUUGUGCAAUCCAUAUAUUUUUUGUUUGCCUCCGUACAAUAUAGAGGGACUCUUUUAAAAUUCUGCCUCGAUAGUAAAAUUUUAAAUUUUGUAUUAUGUCCCGACCAAAAAAUGCGAUUUAUGGAAGGAAAUUUGUAUGAAAGUUGCACUCUAUUGCCUCUUCAAGAGUUCGAGUUAUGGAGAACUUCGAGUUAGGGAAGGAAAUUUCUUUGAAAUUUGGCUUCUCAACGCUAUUGCCAAUUCAAGUGUUCGAGUUAUGGAGGUCUUCGAGUUAUAGAAGUUCGAGUUAUGGAAGUUCCACUGUAUUUACAAUAACAACAGCAAAAACUUGUACAAUGAUAAAUAUUUACUCAACACAUUGUACGAGCGCCAUAUAUGUAGACAAUAAGUAAUAAAUAUAUAAAUUAUUAACAUACAUAUAGCUCUAAUAUAUAUAUAACAUAUGAAUACAUACAUAGAUAUCAACAUCAAAUAACAAAUGACCAAUGGGCAUGCAUUACUGCACUGGCUUACUGUCAGUGUCAUUCGGCGCAAUUAACUUAUAUUCAACACGUAAACUAACAUUUAUCUAGCGCUGACGUUGAUGCACACAGAUACAUAUAUGUACAUUUUGGACAAGCAUUCCGGCGUUUAGCCAUAUAUUUAUGAGUUGCGCGAAUCCCGACUGUUUAGUCCUGUCCGAAUGAUUGAACCGGAAAGUGCCGAUAGUGGCGCAAAUUUCUUUUUAUUGCUUUUGCUAUUGUUGUUUGGCUUAGUGGACCGUAAUGAUAGUGUGGAAAGUCAGUAAAAUAACGGUUGUUGUAUACAAACAGACAUAUUAAAUGCAUGCAUAAAUGUAUUAGAGGUGUGUGUGGUAGGUGGAAUAUACAUGACAGUUAAUGGCGCUAAUACAGUGGGGAAAACCGCUCAUACUUAUAUACAAAAGAGCAGUUAUAUAUGUAUAUAUGUCUGUAUCUGUGCAUACACAUGCAAUUUGAAUAUUUGCGAAAUCCAUAGAUCUAACACAAACAGUCGGACAUUGAUUUUGUGUGGCUUUGUGGCCAACUAACUAACUCGCAAUAGUCGCAAACCGCAAACUACAGACGACGACGACGACGACGACGAGAACGACAAUGACAAUGUCUGUUCAGCGGAAAUCGAAUCAAAUACGACUUUGAAACUAAAGUAACAGGAUGUCAGCUUGAAGUGCAUGUAAUGUGUGCGGUUCACUGCUGAAGGACAUUAUACGCGCAUACACACACAUACUAACAUACAAACAGAGAUAUUUGUAUGUGUAUCUCACUCAGCUAUAAGCCGUGUGUGUUUUGCAUGUAACGACACUAUUAUGUGCAUAUUUAAUCUGUAAGGAAAUUGUCAUAGUUUUGAUUGCAAUGGACACUCGAUCAGAAAUCGAUUGACAGCGGGAAAUUAUACUUCGAAUACAUUUAAAUGUGCAUGCAUAUGUACACACAUACAAACAUUUCCACGAUUCAGAGCGCAAUUAGAAUAGCAGUCCCAUUAGUGUAAAAAACGUUUAGUGGCAACAAAAAAAGUAAAAUAAUAUAUUUGAAAAAAAAAAAAAUAGAAAAAAAAACUAGUUUAUAGUUAACGCCUGUGAAUAUGGGCUGCUCAACAUCUGCGCCAGCCGUCAGCGAAGCAAACAAAGAAAGAACUUUGUCGGCUAACAAAGUGAGUGACAACAAUACGGAUUCAAAAACGAAAAUGGCUGUUCAAGAGAAUAAUGGUGAAAAGGAUAAAUAUCCCGCUUCCGAAGCCUACAUAAUACCGCUGAGUGACGAUGUCGAGACGAAAGUCUACAACGCCGGUGCACAAGAAGCAAAAGAUUUACUCGCGGCGACAGUGAAAAAGCAGCCACCCAAACGUAUACAAGAAUUGAUGGAGCAAGCGGCGGAUAAUGAGACGGCCACAGUAAAUCUGCAAGAUUUAGAGGAGAAACUGGAAAAGGCCGAAGAGCGACGCAAAGAAUAUUUACAACAAAAAAUUACAACAAUACAAAAGACAACACAACAGCUGCUGACACGCAGCGGCAGCAAGGAGCUCCUAGACAAACUGGAGACCACACAAAUUGUGGAUGGUAAGGAAGGCGAUGGAAUUAGUAAGCCAGAGGGUGAAGGGGAGCAGGAGGAGAAGAAGUAAAUAUUUAAGGCUUAAAUUUAUUUCAUAUAACAAAAUGCAUAUGCGUAUACUAAUAGGUAAAGUAUUAUAUAUGUAAAAUAAAAUAAAUCGUUUUACGCCUAAAAUGCUGCUUAAAAAAAAUAAAUAAAAUAUUAAAUAUGUAACAAAAAUAUUUUCCAAAUUUUAAUUAAAUUAAU
This is a messenger RNA of Zeugodacus cucurbitae (melon fly), 2494 nucleotides long. RefSeq lists its product as uncharacterized. The record is from RefSeq and is a predicted model, not a curated record. Lineage: Eukaryota; Metazoa; Arthropoda; Insecta; Diptera; Tephritidae. The transcript has 2 exons. The coding region runs from base 1782 to 2318 and encodes 178 amino acids.